ACAACAGCAGCAUCAGACAAGAGAAAACCUAAUGAUGGAGGAAUUUGAAGACCAAGAUGCUCCUUCUGUUGAGGAUCUGAUUCAAUGCCACACCUGUAAAAGAAGUUUCUUCCCAAAAGUCCUGGAUAAGCAUGCUAAAAUCUGUCAAAAGUCAGCGACCAAAAAGAGGAGGGUUUUUGACUCCAGCAGACAGAGAGCUGAGGGCACAGACAUCCCCACACUCAAACCUGUCAAACCAAAGUCACAAAGUUCAUCUUCUACUGAGAAACCAGAACCCCCUAAGAAGCAAUCCAACUGGCGCAAGAAACACGAUGACUUCAUUGCCACCAUCCGGGCUGCCAAGGUGCUCACUCAGGUCAUGAAGGAUGGGGGACCAUUGCCCCCACCGCCUCCUCCCACUUAUGACCCAGACUAUGUCCAGUGCCCCUACUGUCAGCGGAGGUUCAACGAGAAUGCUGCUGACAGACACAUCAAGUUCUGCCAGGAGCAGGCGGCACGAAUGCCCAACAAGGGCAAGUUAGGAGACGUGAAGAAGACUCCUGCUCGCACACAGUACAAGCCUCCUGCUUCAGUAAAGAAGACCAACUCUCCUGCUGCGUCAACCACCCCUUCAGCCUCCUCUCGCUUACCCCAGAGAUCAGGCCUCGGACAGCCCAGUGGAAUCCCAUCUAGUAAGAGCUCGUCUGCAGGUUCAAUUAGGACUAAUCCUUCCGGCCUCACAAGCCCUCCUUCAGGGGUGGGAAGUAAGACCCGAGCGAUGAGCUCUGGCUCCGUGAGGAACACUCAGUCUGGAACAGCUCUCAACAAGAAGAAAGUAGACACCUACAUAUCAAGGAACGAUGUCGAUGGCAUGAACGAAGUUGGCAACGGUGGGAUGAAGAGCAGGUUCUGCCAUGCUUGUGGGACCAAGUACCCUGUUGAAUCCGCCAAAUUCUGCUGCGAGUGUGGGGUCAGGAGGAUGUGCAUCUGAUGGAGGUCAGAAGAAGGGGAAACUAGAGGAACAUAGGGAUGCACCGGUACUCAAACUAGCAUCUGAGGGUUUCACAAGGCUAAUAAUCGUAAAGAAUCAAAUCCGUCUGUAUUGUCACUCUUGGGUCUAAUUUCACGGCAGUGGGGUGGUGUAAUCUGCAGACAACCCUACGGCGCUGUGUUUUCUCUCUAAAUGCUGUUUAGUUUUUAUGGAAUUCGCUGGUCCCUUCCACUCCAUGGACCAAGAUACCGGUAAGGUAAAUCCAAAUCAAGCUAUUAGGACGAGCAGCUAGCAUGGGUAGGUGAUAUCAUAUUUUUCAUGCAGUCUCACUGGAUACUGAACAAUUCCUGAGUAGCCAUUUUUAUAGUACAAAUACAACAACCAUAAUUUACAAUAAAUUUAGCAUUUAGGCACUAUGGAUCUCUGAUCUGGCUUAAAGUUCUGUUAAAUCAUAUUAAGGUUUGUGAUAUCAGUAACCGAUAUGGCUGACGCAGGAACAACCCACGCAGCUCAUUAGCUUUUAAUUAGCUUCCCUCUUACUGCUGGAUUUCCCCACAACAUCGCUGCCUUUCCCACCAGCUCAUAACCAUGAGCAUUAUUGCCGUGAAAUUAGAGUCUGUAUUAUUGCAAAAACUCAAUUUUAUUGUCACCGGGCAAUAACCAAUAAUAAUUACCCCACAGAGCAGAGUCAAUAUCAGCAACUGAAAGCUAUUGGUGCACCUUUAGAAGAGGUUAGGAAAAAUAUGAGUACAAGAGGAAGUAACAGCUCAGAAGUGGGUUGUAAAAUGAGUAAAAUAAGGUGAAGGAAAAGUGUGGGGUGACUCAUUAGAGGUGCGUGUGAUGGCCCCUGUAUCAGUCUCCAGUCAGCCGUGACCUGAAACGCGUUCCUUAAUCCCGUUUGCCUCCGCUUCCUCACAAAGAGAAUAUGUUCCCUGUUGAAGUGCAAUAUGAAUUGACUACUGAAGAAAACAAUGUGGUUUUUAAAGGAAAUGUGGAAUUUUGGAAAGAGGUCCUCCUGUCUUGAUCAGAACCAGUCCAAAAACGAACUAACUGUCUAAAGGUCAGUGCUUUCUUUAAGGUCACUUUUCAGGCAAAGUUUGUUCCCAUCACAGGCCUGACGUUUCUAGACAAAUGUAGCAUUUCCUCAAACCCCUUUAAUCCACCUUAUUUUAUACAGUGUAAUGAGUUAUUUAUUUUCUUAUUCCCUUUCAUAUUUACUGAAUGAACAAUGACCGCACCUUUUUUGUUAAUGCUCUACAGAAUUGAAAUGUGUUUUUAUUUGGAUUUGUAUGAAACCUAAAUCACCUGGAUGUGUUGCAGUUGCUUUUUGCUCGACAGUAUUUCUAUUGAAUAUGUAUUCAAUGCAUUAAGGUAUUUAAAGUCAAGACUACAGUAACACUACAGUCAUUUUAAAUGCUCUGAUCUCUCCGCUUCACAUAACAGACACUAUUUAUGACCCAGGUGGGACACUAAGAUGGGAAAGUCUCUACUUAAGGUGCAUAGUUACAGUGAGUAAGUAUGUUAAUCUUUGAGUUCUUUGAGGAGCAUGGCAUUUGUUCCAAGGUCAAAGAAGCAAACUAUAUUUAUGUUACAUGAGGAGAAGUGUUGAAGCAGACUGGACAAGUGUGUUUUCCUGUUCUGAUAACAGCAGUUGUUAGCCUGGAAGUGAUUGUGCACUUAAUGCCAUGUAUAUCCACCAUCAAUAAAUUUCUAUGAAGACAU
Molecule: messenger RNA, 2692 nt
Organism: Chelmon rostratus (copperband butterflyfish)
Lineage: Eukaryota; Metazoa; Chordata; Actinopteri; Chaetodontiformes; Chaetodontidae
Gene: zc2hc1a
Product: zinc finger, C2HC-type containing 1A
Exons: 10
Coding region: 32-970 (312 amino acids)
Source: RefSeq, a predicted model, not a curated record